ACCACAAGCUGCACUCUCCGGCAAGUACUGGCGAGCGCCUGAACAGACCUCUGGAACAGACGGCUCCCUUUGGCCGAUCAUCAUAUCUGCUCAAAGCCACAUCUUGUCCAGAAAUGGCUCAUACGAUGAUGAAUGCCUCCUUGCCGCUUCCUUAUGGCAGUAACCAAGUAUCUUUUGGUUACCCCGAAGGAUACUCCCUCAUGGACCUGGUUCCAGACGACGUGAAGCCCUUGAUCCAUCCUCAUUGGAACAACUUUCCUCCCGUCAACCCCAUGUGGCACUACCUACUGGCCGGCAUCUUCAUCAUCCUUGGCAUUCUCUCUUUCUUCGGUAACGGCAUGGUCAUGUAUCUGUUCUCGUGCAAGAAGAGUCUCCGCUCGCCCGCCAACAUGUUCGUGGUCAACUUGGCUUUCAGCGACUUCAUGAUGAUGGUGUCACAGUUCCCCAUGUACGUGGUGAAUUGCUUUGAAGGCGGCUACUGGACCCUUGGUGCCUUUGCCUGCCAAAUACACGCCUUCACAGGGGCAAUCUUUGGACUCAACUCCCUCCUGACACUGGCAGCCAUCGGCUACGAUCGCUACUGCGUCAUCGUGAAGGCCUUCGACGGCGGUCACAUCAGCUCAGGCAAGGCCUUCAUUAUGAUCCUCUUCUGCUGGGGAUACGCCACCGCUGUAUCCAUCUGGCCCUUCUUCGGGUGGAACGCCUACAUUCCUGAGGGUAUCCUCACUUCCUGUAGUUUCGACUACAUCAGCCGAGACUGGGGCACCAGGUCCUUCGGCAUCUUCCUGUUCGUGGUGUGCUUCUGCAUCCCUCUCCUCCUCAUCAUCUUCGUCUACUCCCAGAUUGUGGGUGCAAUCCGUGCCCACGAGAGAGCUCUCCGCGAACAGGCCAAGAAAAUGAACGUGCAAACCCUCCGUUCCAACGCAGACCAGAAUAAGCAGAGUGCCGAGGUGCGCAUCGCCAAGGUGGCCGUUGGCAACGUGUUCCUGUGGCUACUCACCUGGACUCCCUACGCCGCCGUGGUCUUGCUGGGUUUGUUUGGCGACCAGAACAAGCUGACGCCUCUUGUGUCAGCCUUGCCGGGUCUCAUUUGCAAGACAGCAUCCGUGUACAACCCUAUCAUGUUCGCCAUCUCGCAUCCCAAGUUCCGCCUGGCACUGAUGGAGGUGUGGCCCUGGUUCUGCGUCCACGAGAAUAAGGUCGAUGACUCCAAGUCAUCAGCGACAGAGACCGAAGGUGGCAAGUAAGAUCGACGAUCGAAGCCUGGAACUGCUGGUGAAAGACUAUGUGUUGUUGAUGGGACUCGAGAUGGUCGUAAUCCAGUGUGUUCUUGUACAACGACUCUGGACGACGACGACGACGACGAUGAUGCUGUAGUACAAUGUUUGUUGUAUACUUCUACAUUACAGAUGCUAAUAGCAACGCACAGAAUAUUACAAUCUAUCCAUGUACCUUGUCCUCUGACCCCUGCGUUUUCGAACGACUCUUAACGGCUAUUAAUAAAGAUGAGCAAUAAA
Portunus trituberculatus (swimming crab) is the source of this 1517-nucleotide messenger RNA. RefSeq names its product compound eye opsin BCRH2-like. The record is from RefSeq and is a predicted model, not a curated record. Gene Ontology annotation, cellular component: membrane. Bases 114 to 1247 code for a protein of 377 amino acids. Gene Ontology annotation, biological process: G protein-coupled receptor signaling pathway; visual perception. Gene Ontology annotation, molecular function: G protein-coupled receptor activity. NCBI's taxonomy places the organism in Eukaryota, Metazoa, Arthropoda, Malacostraca, Decapoda, Portunidae. The transcript has 2 exons.